Messenger RNA from Mugil cephalus (flathead mullet), 2990 nucleotides. RefSeq names its product YJU2 splicing factor homolog B (gene yju2b). Gene Ontology annotation, biological process: mRNA splicing, via spliceosome. Bases 122 to 1315 code for a protein of 397 amino acids. NCBI's taxonomy places the organism in Eukaryota, Metazoa, Chordata, Actinopteri, Mugiliformes, Mugilidae. The record is from RefSeq and is a predicted model, not a curated record. The transcript is spliced from 10 exons. Gene Ontology annotation, cellular component: U2-type spliceosomal complex; post-mRNA release spliceosomal complex.
ACUUCCGUCACCCAGAGAUGACGUAUUAAUUGGCCGUCGGCCCUUAGGUGUGUAGUUGUCGUUUGUGCAGCUACAAUAUUUUGCGUGAGUGCACUACCAGGGCAGACUUCGCGUCGCCACAAUGGGUGAAAGAAAAGGAACAAACAAAUACUACCCUCCAGAUUUUGAUCCAGCCAAACAUGGAUCUCUCAAUGGCUACCACAAGACCCACGCUCUACGGGAGAGAGCCAGGAAACUGUCCCAGGGCAUCCUCAUUAUCAGGUUUGAAAUGCCCUACAACAUCUGGUGUGAUGGCUGCAAAAAUCACAUUGGGAUGGGGGUUCGUUACAACGCUGAGAAGAAGAAGGUGGGGAACUACUACACCACGCCAAUCUACAGGUUUAGGAUGAAGUGCCACCUCUGUGUCAACUACAUCGAGAUGCAGACGGAUCCAGCGACUUGCGACUACGUUAUCGUGAGCGGAGCAAGCAGGAAGGAGGAACGCUGGGACAUGGCUGAAAAUGAGCAGAUCCUCACCACAGAGCACCAAGAGAAGGAGAAGCUGGAGACCGAUCCCAUGUACAAGCUGGACCACGGUGGGAAAGACAAGGAAAAGCUCACAAAGGCUCUGCCUUCGCUGUCAGAGAUCCAGGACUACCAGUCCAGCUGGAAGGAUGACUUCCAGCUCAACAGCACCCUCCGGAGGAAGUUCAGAACGGAGAAAAAAGUUUUGGCCGAGCAGGAGGAGAAAGACAACGCAGUGAGAAUGAGGACCAACCUUUCUAUCCCACUUCUGCCAGAGAAAGAAGAGGACAAAAAACUGGCAUCACUUCUCACCUACCAGGCCCCCGACUCCUAUGAGGACAAGCAGCACAACAAACGGAAAGAGAUCUCCUCCCGUUCAUGGUUCAACUCCAGCUCAACGCCACCAGGAGGCGCUGCAGUCAGUCUGCUGCAUAAGAUCAGCCUGCAGGGGAAAGAAGCAGCAGUGGCCAAAGCUCUGGGAUCCUCGCAGAGCCCACUGAUCCGCAGGCGCACGGUCGCGUCUGGGAGCAAAGGCGAACGCAGCGCCACCGUCGCCCGCAGGAAAUCCUCCCCUGAAGUCGGCUCAUGUGAUGGCGAGACGUUAAAGGUCACGCGAAGAGAGGAAGCACCGUGUUCUGUAGCAACACGAGAGGGUCCGAAAGUAGCAGAGGUGAGUGGUCCGGGCUUCAAGGAGGAAAAAAGAACAGAAACAAACGCAAAAGACUUUGAGAAGGAUCUGGGCAAAUGUUCGGGAGGACUCACAUCUCUGGUGGCAGACUACAGCGACUCGGAUUCAGACCCUGGACAAUGAUGAGCUAAACGGGACAGUUUGUGUUUCCAGUGAAGGACUUUAAGUGUCUUAAACCGAAGAAGACGAUCACAGACGCGUUACGAUCAAAUCAGCUGGGAGAGUAAAAUUUAUUUAGGUUCAAAAUGAUUUUACUUAACACUAAUGCUGUCGUUGGUUCCAGAGAUUUAUGCUAUUUAUAAAAUGUUUUACCUCUAGCUUCACGUCUUACAUACGUCUUUGCUUUUGCGAGGCUCUUUUGUGACGUUAUAAUUUAAAUCCAGUCAGUUUUCAGGUCAGACGGUUCUUUCAAGGGUGAAGCUCCUGUUCACGUUUUACUCCAUCACAUGUGGACGUAACUCAUGGUACGGGAAAUACCAUAUAUUUAAAUGAAUACAUCUGAAGGGUUUAUAAUUCGAUGCCAGAUGUUUCAAAUGAGGAUUGCAGAUUGUAUUUCAAAUAAUAUCUGUAUCUGACCCAGCUUAAAAUAUGUAUUUUUGUUUUAGAUUCACACGUGUGAUCAAACUGCAGAGAAACGUGUAAACGUUAACUGGAAAUAGUGUGUAAAUAACUGCAAACUUUUAGUUUUUUGCUUUUUUUUUGUACAGCAUACACGCAAAAACAAACAAACAAACAAACAAACAGUAAAUGGAUUUAUCGAAGUCACGAGUAAAUUUUUGUACAGUCAGACUCAAUAAAUGGAGUCUCAGAUAAAAGGCAGGAGUCACAACACUGGAGGUCAUGAUUUAUCAGGAGAAGGUGGAGCAGAGAGAAGGAAAGCUCCACUUCACACGAACUGUAGGGAAAAGUUAAUGAAAAGAAGCUGAUUGUCUCAGAGAACGUUAACAAACAGAUGCUUAAAUUGAGAAUGAAGUGAUGUUGACAACGUGGGAAGUGAUAGAAAAUAACGACGAAGCCGAAAUGUACCAAAUGGAUACAUAAAGCAUAGAGACACAAUGUGUAAACCAAUUUUUUCUAUUGAAAUUUUGCCUAACAUCACAUCUAUUGUCCCGGAAAUCUUUUCAUAUAUUAUAUUUCAUAUAUUUCCAUGUCAAGUCCAGAGAGACGAAGCACACAAAGCUCAAAUGUGCUAAUAGGAAGAAUGAAGUUGCUCCAGUAGCAGAAAAGUUCAAGAACAUGAAAGGACACAAUCACACACAACAGCUAAAAGAAAAGACGUGGUGUAAAUAAAAGAUAGAAUAAACCUUCAGUUCAGUUGUAGUUGCAGCAUUGUCCGCUAGGUGGCACCGCUCUCACCAUAAAUUUCAUCAUGACUUUAGAAACGUAACACGCUUUUAUAAGUCUGAAAACCAAGUGUGGAUGAAGGCAGUGUGGCUCAAAUCACCUUCUAUUGUUUCCUUCAUUUUAAACCAAUAUAUCAGUCUUUACUGGACAAUAGGGAAGUUCAUUAACUUUAAUAAGCAUGUUUCCUUUGAGAUUAAAGCAAAAUCUAAGACAGACAACACAAAGAUAAAUAAAUGUAGAGGUAAUAAAUAAAAGAGGCAGUAGUAUAGUCGUGGCAGCAUAAUGUAAAAGAUGUGAACAUGAAAAAGUAGCAGGAUGAUAAUUAAAUAAGUAAAUCUUAAUACAGUCAUAUUUUCUGAUGUUUUGUGUUUCAUAACAACAACAAAUUGAAAUAUUAAUAUAAUAUUACUAUAAGGUAAUAAAUCCACUGUUUGUUUUUUUGGUUGAUUGAUUU